This is a messenger RNA of Rhizophagus irregularis DAOM 181602=DAOM 197198, 1892 nucleotides long. RefSeq lists its product as uncharacterized. Lineage: Eukaryota; Fungi; Glomeromycota; Glomeromycetes; Glomerales; Glomeraceae. The record is from RefSeq and is a predicted model, not a curated record.
CCACGCUAAGGAACUCUUGACCAGAAUGCUGGACAACAAUAUUCUACACCUUCACAUUUUUGUGGACGACAUGUAGCUGAUGCUUGGAAAGAGACUUCUUAGACACCUCGCAGGACACUACAAUCCUCCUGUGUAGCCACGCUAAGGAACUCUUGACCAUAAUAUUGUCUUGUCGAUUUUUUUAACACUAAACUAGUUCUUUUAAGCACAUAAAAUCAACACUAAUUAUUCUGUUGUUUUUUUUGGGAGGCUGUCUCCUCCUUCUUUAAGAAAAAAGUAUAUUCAGAAUGGUCGAUUUCCGCCUGUCUCGAUUUUGUUUCGAGUAAUAAUGAUGGUUUCGAGUAAUAAUGAUGUAAAUGCUGAUGACAUUGAACCAAUUCUUGAUCAUAUAAAGAAGAAACUCCAAUCAAUCAGCGAUGAUCGAAACAAUUUAGUUUGCGCACGUCAAAAAGCUCUUUCCAUUUACUCCUCUUUUGACAAGGCAAUCAAAAGGCCCGAGAUUCAGAAUGUGCUUCAAACGAUGAUAAAGAAGAGUGAGGUUGAGUCAAGAAAACGAUUAUAUAGAGAAACGAUGAAGAUUAAAAACAUAAAUGAUAAGAUGGCAGUUUCCCCAGAUACGAAACUGACAGAAGAACUAAAGAGAAAUCAAACAGAGGUCAAAACGGAUAAGGAGUACAAAGGAACUUCGGAUGAUGAUUUUCUGGAUAAACAUUUUGCCGCACGAUCACGUGAUUUAAAAUUUUACGAUUUUCCUGCUUACUGGAAAGACGAAACAAUAUACGAAAUGUUGAAGAAAGUUGGAUAUAUAGAAAGAUUGGAAGUCAAAUGGAAUUACAAGUAUAGGACGGUUCGAGCAAGGAUCCGAUUAACAAAAGAAAUGGAAGAUAAAUUCCUUAAAGGAGGAUCCAAUAUAGCAAUAACAAGAAACGACCGGACUUUCUUUUUUAGGAUGUUUGACGCCAAAUUAGAUGCUUCAGCGAUAAAAAAAAGAUGUGAAUGGCAAGCGUAUAGGAAAUUAGAUAAGGAAGAAUUAGAUAAGAAAGAUGAAGAGAUAAUUAAAGAUUAUAACGCAGCCCUCGGUAGACAUUUUGCAAAAGUAAUUAAAAUAAACAAGAUCAAAUAUAUUUUAAUGUACUUUAACAACGAAAAUGAUCUACUUAAAGCGAUUUAUAAAUCAACGAUGGAGGAAGAUUUAGGGAAAGGUUUGAAAAUAAAAUUACAAGACGAAUUGAUCGGAGAUAAUGGGAUGUACAAGCCACAAAGAGGAAUAAACAGAUUCAAAGUGCCAACACAAACAAUUUCGAAAGAUAAAUUUGUUGACGCAAGAACUGAACUUCUUUCAACAAUACCAAGGACAGAAGAAGAACAUAGAGAGCUUGAUGAUCUCAAUAACAAUUUUAGCGGAAGAUUGGAGGAUUUAGAUAAGAAUAAACGCUUGCCAGAGGAGAAAAGAACAAAAACUGAAGAUAAAGAAGAGUAUAACAAAAAUAAGAAACGCGUAGUGACAACGCAAGGACAUAGGGAAGAAUCCGACAGCGAAUAAACAAAUUUGUCCAGAAAAGAAUUUACAAACCCGAGAAGUUCUAAUUGGAGAUCAGCAUUUGGAUUUGCCAAAGACUUGCGGACGAAUAGAGAAUUUCGAACGAUUUCCUAGGAUUUUCAGAAUUAGUGUAGUUUUUCAAUUUAGAACUUUUUUGAUGUACAAAAUUUUUUUCGAAAAUUUUUAUUUUUACAAUGCUCAUUUUAUUUUUAGUUUAGCUUAAUUAAUUUGUAAAAGAAAAUUUUGAAAAUGACAAAAACAUAGUAAAAUUAGAAUAGUAACGUAGUAUUAGAAACAGACAAUUUUAAUUUUUAAUCAAACACAAUUUUUAGUUAGAUUUUAAAUUAUAGAU